AUGUACCAAAGACUACGCGAAGAGCUGCCCGAGUACGAGUUCUUCGAAUCGAUCAUACCUUUCCACUCAAGCUACGACAACUGGCAUUUCGUCGGCAGGUUGAAGCCCAAAAGAGCUGUGGAGACGCGUAAAGGGAGCUCGCAAGGCUCAUCAAGGCCCAGGAGUGUUAGGACGCACUCCGACUAUGGCAGUACGGAUGACAAGAAGGAGGAAGAGCUGUGGGUAGUCGCGCGGGUCUCCGAGCAUCGCUUGCGGCUCGAACGAGAGUUCAAGCUGGCCCAGAGGCUUCACAAGGAAGACGAACCUGAUCACCGACACUUCGUAAGACCCAUACAGUACUCUCGCCUCCCCAUACGCCAACCGGGCGACGCAAACGUAUGCGUUUCAAUCGUGGAAGCGCCGGGUCGUAACUAUCUCCGAGAGAUGGUUGAGAUGGGCCCAAAUUUCUAUCAGGGCAACCCAGACUCUCCGACUCCACGGAGGGAACAAGCGCAGGUACCGCUCUUGACGUUUCUAGACUUUGCCGUGGGUGCUACGGAGUGCUGCGAGAUCCUCCAUCACGGCAACGAGCUUGUGCAUGGUGAGCUCAGAGGCGAUGCAUUCCACUACAACAAAGACACUAGAGUUGUGAAAAUGAUCAACUUUGGAAGCGGCGCCAGGAGCUUCGAGCACGGCCUAACAUCUGCCGGCUGGUCAAGUUUAAUGUCUGAGCGCGGCGUUGAACACAAGCUUCAAUUCAUUGCGCCUGAACAGACCGGUCGUUUACCAGCCGAGCCAGAUUCACGGACUGACAUCUAUUCCCUUGGCAUACUCUUCUACACCAUGCUAACCGGACAGGCGCCGUUUGAUGGCAAGACUCCGCUCGACAUUAUGCAGAACGUACUCUCCCGUCGAAUACCGCAGGUCAGCUCCGUGCGGCCGGAUGUUCCGGACGCCAUUUCAGCAGUCAUACAGAAAAUGACACACAAGAACAUGGACGAUCGUUACAACUCUACAGCAGGAGUAAGGUAUGAUUUAGAGGCGCUCAGGAAGAUCCUCACGGAUGGCGACGAGGAAGCUCUAGCCAACUUCAAGGUUGCUGCAGCCGACGUGUCAUGCUUCUUCAAUCUUCCUGCCCAUCUUGUGGGCCGAGAAGAACAGCGCAAGGGCAUCGUAGAGGUGAUCGAGAGGGCAGCUCAACGGUCCGCUCGUGCUGCGCCGAUUACCCGAAAGGGUUUGUACAGCCUGAGUUCAGGGUCAUCUGUCAUGUCCGGAGACAGACCGGAGAUCUCCAUGCUUGACGAUGUACUUAGCGACAGUACUUCUUCUGGCGACCGAGACCGAGAUUCGAGGCUAAACUCCAUCCCGGAGGUUGGAGUGCAAGAGUCACAGCACUUACGUGAGAGGCAGAGCACAAACGAUGACUCGACACCAACAUCAAGCCGAGACGAAGCGCUGGAGCGGCAGUCUUCGCAUGGCAGCCAGUUGGGAUCGCUGAACAAUGCCGACAGUAUGCCGCGGUCUAACUCCAUGUACAGCCUGACCGGUGACUCAAGCUCGCUCAUUCGCACUGCACAAAAGCUCAAGCGCAAGGGUCGCACAGAGAUCAUCGCAAUUUGUGGACGCGCAGGAUACGGCAAGUCAUCACUUGUGCAGAGUGUCGCGCCCACUGCUCGAAAACAUGGCUAUUUCACUACAGCCAAAUUCGACCAGGUAAAGAACUCGCCAUUUGAGCCGAUUGUUCGGCUCUUGUCGUCGCUUUUCCGGCAGAUCUACUCGGAACAUGAUGUUAACACGCCCUUCCACGAGAAUAUCCGCACCUUCGUGAAGCCUUUCUGGGCCAUGCUGCACUCAGCACUAGACCUACCUGCAUGGCUACUUUCCCCCCCCUCGAUUAACAGCGUCACAAGUGGCGACGGCCACGGGAAACCAAUAAACGGUUACGGUGCCAUCGGUUCGACACCGAUGCGGCAGAAGUGUAACAUGCAGGCGGCGCAAGAGUGGUUGCGUUCAGGCGGCGGAGCGAAGUCUUCACGCUUUAUGCACAUCUAUCUCGAUGUUCUUCGGCUGCUGGCUGUACAGAAGUUCAUAACCUUCUGCCUUGACGAUUUGCAGUUCGCAGACCAAGAGAGCUUGGACCUACUCCACCUCAUAGUAGCCGCCAAAGUGCCAGUGGUGCUCAUCUUGACUUACCGAGGCGAGGACUUGCUAACGGCACCAACGCGAAAAUUGCUCAACACUUCGCACAAGGUUACACUCGGACCAUUCACCGAUGAGGAAACAGCACAGUACGUCUCCGACACUCUGCAUAGACCGAGAGAGUAUUGCGUGCCUCUCGUUGCUGUCGUGCAGGAAAAGACGGGGGGUAACCCAUUCUUUGUGCGUGAGAUGCUUGAUGCUGGCUACCGCAACAAAUGCAUCUACUACUGCUGGAAGUGCUCACAAUGGGAGUACAACUUAGACAGGCUUUUCACGGAGUUCAGCAGCCCUGAUGCUGGAAAAUUCUCUUCGAACGACUUCAUAGCAAGAAGACUACGAGAAAUGCCGAAGGAUGCUCAGACAUUGUUGGCUUGGGCCGCCAUCAUCGGCAAUAGCUUCAGCUUUAAUCUAGUACUGCGGGUCAUGAGCUGCGACUGCUCAAAAGCCUCGCCAGCGGGCUUGAUUCCACCACCUUCGCAAGACGCAGUCUCCGGUCUACAGGCGACUAUUGCAUCGUUCAUUGUGGUAGCGACAGAAGAGGAAGACCGCUUCAGGUUCUCUCAUGACCGCUACAUCACCGCAGCAUAUGGACUCUGCGAAGAGUACAAGCUAGAAGAAAUGCACUAUGUCGUCGCAUGCGCCAUGAUGAAGCACAUGACCUUCGAUCCUGUGACGAUGCCGAAUGCAGUACUCUUUGAGCAGGCGAGACACGUCUCGGAGGGCCUACAAGCAGUCAAGCUCCGAGCAGUAAAGAAGGAGCCAUUCCGUGCACUACUUUACCAGGCUGCCGAAACCGCUCGAGAAUCUGGUGCGCGGAAGUCCGGUGCCACCUAUUACAAGUACGCUCUAGCUCUUCUGCAGGACGACCCAUGGGAUGAGUCCAGCGGAGAUGCCAGCUAUAUGGAGACCAUUGUAAUGAUGACCAAAGCAGCCGAGGCCUUUUGGUACACUCGCGACUUUGACGGCGCUUCCAAAUUGCUGACUGAGAUUUCCGUCCACGCCAGGGAUGCUGCAGGCAAGGCGCCGGCUAUCAUCAUCGCGAGCCGUAUGCAGAUCCAGAGGGGAGACACUCGCGCAUCGUUCGCGUUACUCAAAGAUGCUCUUGCCGAUUGCGGUUGCCCUAUUGAAAACCUCACGUACGAGCAGUGCGAUCACGAGUUCCAGAGCCUGUUACCUAGAAUUCAAGCACAGCCUCUAGACCUUACCGACGCCAGCAGUAUCAACGUCGACAGGGAGAUGCAGACUCUUGGCGCCCUCUUUACGGAAUUCCAAUCCGCCGCUUUUUGGAUGGACAGCUUGACGUAUUAUCAGGGCACGCUCAAGCUUGCGAAUGUGUGUCUGGAGCGAGGAAUGUCCGCGUACCUUGGCCUUGCAUACGUACACUUGGCGAUAGCCGCCGUGUUCCGGUGGGAUCUCGUCAAGUUGGGCUUGGAGCUUGGCAACAAAGCCAUGCAGAUAUUUGAGGCUUUCCCGGAGGAACAUUACACAACCGGGCGAGGUUUGACUGUCCACGUGAUGUUCCUUGGACACCUUGCUGGCGACCCUCAGGAGAACUUUCGCAACCUCACCCGUGGCGUAGAGGCAGCUUCUGCGGCGGGUGACAAGAUUCUGCAGCUACUCAACCUUGGCAUCGUUGCAGCGUACCGAGUGUGGGCCUCGGAGGAUUUUGCAGAAGUGGAAGCCUUCAUCGUGUCCAUCGCUGAUGAGUAUCCGGAUUUUAGCGAGAACAUACGUGGUGGAAGCUUCCUCGUGUCUGUGCGGCAAUAUAUUAGGGCAAUGCAAGGCAAGACGUACGCGAAGACCUCUUCUGAUGUGCUCAGCGAUGAUCGCCACAAUACUGCUGAGUAUACAAAACGGGUUUUCGGCACGCGGACCAAUCCCUAUAAGCCCCUAGCCAUCUACAACUGUUACAAGAUUUCAGCACUGUACUCCUUCGGCUACCACAAAGAGUGCUUCGAGCUAUCAGAGGCCAUGGAAGAUACCAUGAGCGAGCUGUGGUGCAUGCCCUACACUUACAACAACGCGUUUUACAUGUCCAUGAGCGCAAUAGCCAUGAUCCGCGAAAACCCUGAUCGACCAGACCGUCAAGCUUUGUUAACGAAGGUAUCUGCUUUACGUUCGCGAAUCGAGGUUGUCUCAGUCAGCAGCUCGGUCAACUAUGCUGCGUAUCUCGCACUAUUCGACGCAGAGCUAGCAGACUGCCAACACGAUUACGGUGACUGCUUGCAACACUACGAGCGGGCCAUCAACCAUGCAGUACUGCACGGUUUCGUGCUUGUUGAAGCCAUCGCCUCGGAGCUGUACGCAGAUUGGCUCGUCCGAAGAGGAGCUGCGAGGCCUGCACGAGGCGUGAUCAAAGAUGCGAUCUCGGCUUACCGUCGCAUAGGCGCCUUUGGCAAGGCAGAUCAAAUGUCUGAUCGCUUUGAGUUCCUUUUGUAUGGCACGAGGUCACUGACCACGCAAGAUGCAACGACCCAGACAACGGAGCUGGACACAAUUGAUUCCACUUACAGAUUAGAAAAGAUCGCAAGCCAGGGCCUGCCGCAAACAUCAGCCGACCGUACAGAGGAGUGGCUCGAACCGCAUCUUGCCAGCAACGGCGCACAGAUGGUUAAGGAGCCGCCUGCAGCGCUGUCUGGUGGUCUUGCCGCUGUGGGACUCGACAUGAUCGACCUUACUAGCAUCCUUGAGUCUUCGCAGCUUUUGUCGUCCGAACUGAACAUUGACCGUCUCCUACCGAAGCUCACCGAGAUUAUCGUGACAUCCACCGGUGCCGAUGUCUGCGGCCUAGCGAUCGAAGCUGACAAUGGUGGGUGGGAGGUGGCGGCAGUUGCAACACCAUCAGGCUUCGAACCGCUCCCAGCAAGCGUACCACUAGAUCAGAUUGAGGAUCCAGUCGCACGUCAAGUCACCCUCUACGUACUUCGCUUUAAAGAGCCGGUCUUUCUCCGCCAAGUGCUGGAUGACGAGCGCUUUGCAAAUGUGCCUUCUUCAUGGCUGGAGCAGAACCCGGAAGGCGCUGCCAUGAUCGCACUGCCCAUUCUUCAUGGUGACAGCGCCUUGCUAGGCAGCCUUUACUGCCAAGCUCCACCGAAUACAUUCACCGAGCGGACAGUGACCCUACUGAAACUCCUCGUCAACCAGAUCGCAAUUUCGAUGGCGAACGCCUUACUAUUUAAGCAGGUAGAAAAGGCCUCGGCGCGCAACUCCGCUAUGCUCGAAGUACAAAAGCAAGCUCUUGAAAAGGCCCGCAAGUCGGAGAAUCAGGCAAAGGCGGCAGAGGUAAAAGCUAUGGAGAUGGUUCGACUGAAAGAUGAAGCUGCGAAGGCGAAGUCAAUGUUCUUGGCCAACGUGUCGCAUGAACUUCGCACGCCGCUCAACGGUGUCAUCGGCAUGAGCGAGCUGCUUAAGGCAACGCAGCUCAAUAAAGAGCAAGCAGAGCAUGCGGACUCAAUAAGAGUUUGCGCCGACACCCUACUGAGUGUGAUCAACGACAUCCUCGACUUCUCAAAGCUAGAGGCCGGUAAGAUGCAAGUGUUCAGCGUGCCACUCUCGCUGACAGAGACGAUCAACGAGGUUGUCCGCGCUCUUUCCUAUACGAACCUAGAGCGCAACCUGCGCACCAUCGAAGAGUUAGACCUUGAUCCGCAGCUUAUCGUGAUGGGAGACCCCGUCCGCUUGCAUCAGAUCCUGAUGAACCUGAUGUCGAAUGCUUACAAAUUCACGGCCAAAGGCAGCGUGACCGUGAGAGCCAAGGCCGACCGACAAGAUGCGGAGAACAUUCAAGUCACUGUAUCCGUCACCGACACCGGCAUCGGCAUAUCGGAAGAGCAGCAGAAGAAGCUCUUCCUGCCGUUCAGCCAGGCAGACAGCAGCACGGCAAGAAGCUAUGGCGGCACUGGCCUUGGCUUGUCAAUCUGCAAGGCCAUCAUUGAAAAUGUGAUGAAGGGUCGCGUCUGGCUUGAGAGCAAGCCUGGCGUUGGAACUACUGUGUCUUUCACGCUUCCAUUUAAGAAGGUCAAGCAAUCCGCAAACAGCGAAACGAACGGUGUCACACCACACAGGCGGGAAGCGGAUCCCAUGUCCAUCUUCACACCACCACCAGAGCCUGAGGGCAGCGGCGCGCAUCAGAUUGUAAGUUUGGCCGGUAUACCACGCGACCAGCUUAAGGUCUGCAUCGCCGAGGACAAUCCGAUCAACCAGAAGAUCGCCAUCAAUUUCGUAAGGAAGCUUGGCUUCUACUGUGAGGCGUUCGGCGAUGGGCAACAAGCGGUGGACGCACUCGAGCGUGCAAGCAAGGACGGCAAGCCGUUCCACCUUGUGCUCAUGGACGUUCAGAUGCCAGUACUGGACGGGUAUAACGCUACGCGCGAGAUCCGCAAACACCCUGACCCGAGAGUCCGGGAUAUCCUGGUCAUCGCGAUGACCGCCAGCGCCAUUCGAGGCGACCGCGAGAAGUGUCUGGAAGCGGGCAUGAACAAUUACCUAGCCAAGCCCGUCCGUGCAGAUACGCUCAAGCAGAUGCUGGAGAGUUAUCUCAAUCAGCCAACGAGGGCGAUACCAAACCUACAGCAAGAGGCGAACAAGCUGGUAAGUACCGUUGUGUCGGAGGUGCAUGAGGAGGAGAACGAGCAGCCGCAAACACAGCUGCCCGAGCGACCUCACAGUUCCCGACGUGAUGACACAGAGAUACAUCUGCAACCUGCAGAGAUGAUGCAGAAGGCGGGAUCGAUGACUUCGGCGCAGGCGCUCAAGCAGAGUCUUGCUCCAGUGCCGUCUGAACAAUUACCGACGCGACCUGAGAACGGAGCCUAG
This is a messenger RNA of Baudoinia panamericana UAMH 10762, 6993 nucleotides long. RefSeq lists its product as uncharacterized. Gene Ontology annotation, biological process: phosphorelay signal transduction system; protein phosphorylation. The record is from RefSeq and is a predicted model, not a curated record. Gene Ontology annotation, molecular function: phosphorelay sensor kinase activity; protein binding; ATP binding. The coding region runs from base 1 to 6993 and encodes 2330 amino acids. Lineage: Eukaryota; Fungi; Ascomycota; Dothideomycetes; Mycosphaerellales; Teratosphaeriaceae. The transcript is spliced from 2 exons.